Molecule: messenger RNA, 2837 nt
Organism: Drosophila miranda
Lineage: Eukaryota; Metazoa; Arthropoda; Insecta; Diptera; Drosophilidae
Exons: 6
Coding region: 308-2356 (682 amino acids)
Biological process (GO): inositol phosphate biosynthetic process
Cellular component (GO): cytoplasm; nucleus
Molecular function (GO): inositol-1,4,5-trisphosphate 3-kinase activity; inositol tetrakisphosphate kinase activity
Source: RefSeq, a predicted model, not a curated record
CGGUUUCGGUUUCUGUUUCAGUUCCAGAGCAGAGUCGACCAGUUGAGCUUUUGCAGCGAUCGCGUGCGGCUGGCUCGGGCUCCCGUUGUUUCGUCUUUUCUCAUCGUGCCGUGUCUUUUCCGCGUGUGAUUCCACCGUAUACCGUUCUCGCUCUCUCCAAGCUUUGUAUACGAGUGUUUGCAGUUGCAGUUGCAGUUGCAGUUGCAGUUGCAUUUGCACUGAUAGCAAUCAGCCUUUGAGUCGGAAUCGGCCCGUCUAAUGCGACAGUGGAGCAUCGAGCGUCUGUCCCCGACGCAGGUCGCGUAAAAUGUCCGUGUGUGCCCUAACCCAACCCCAACAGAAGCAAAAACAAAAGCAGAAGUCGCCACCGCAAGCCACGCGCUCGCCCCGAUCUGGUCCUGGUGCUGGUGCUGGUGCCGGUGCCGGGAAGCCUUUGCUGACACCACUAUCCGCUGGUGGAUCGCUGCCACUCCAGAGCUCGACCCUGAAACAUAAUCAGAUACCGCCCACGCCGCCGCCAUCGCCCCAGGUCCGCAUCUACGAGGACUUUGACAGGAUGAGCGCCAAGGAGGUGUACUACAAUGAGGCGGGGAAGAAGGUGACCGUCAAGCUGCUCCACUUCCCGGACAUGUCGCCCGAGGACAUAGCCAAGCUGCGCUUCGACGACGAGGAGAACGACGACGAUGACGACGAGGAUGAUGCCGAGGACAGCGAUGCGCCCAAGAAGGCGGCCGCAGACAGCGAUGCGGAUGCGGGCAGCGAGGCGGAGACCAACAAUGGCCACCCAGAGGCCCACACCGCCGGUGGCACCAGCAGCUCCGGCACCACCACCACCGGAGCGCCAUCCGCCACCGUCAAGAAGCUCUUCCGCCGCAAGCUCUCCGGCAACAACAUGCAGUCGCGUAAAUGCAGCCUGGCCUUUGCGCAGGCCCACGGCAUCCGGCAGCGGGCAGAGAAGAAGCUCUCGAUGCCGACCAUCAGCAUCACGGCCAACUCGGGCGACCAUGUGGCGCAUAACGUGAACCUCAAUCUGAAUCUGGCCGGCAGCCGGAAGCUCUCGCAGCAACACUCGCUGCCCCUGGGGGGCUCUGGUUCGGGUUCAGGUUCCCCCACAUCACCCACGGGGCUGGGUCUGGGACUGGGACCUAGGCGUUCCCACUCGCCGCUGGGCCAGAGUCUGUGUCCGGGCUACAUCCAGUACUCCAAGUCGUUGCUAGAGGUGCCCAUGCCGCGGGACUAUGGGUAUGCCAGCAGCGAUGACCUGAGCUCCGAGUGGGACUCGGAUGUCUCCACAUCGGGGGCCCCGGACGCCUCCUCCGGCUCGACAUCAGCGACGGCGGCUGGCGGUGGCGGGGUACCAGGCACAAAGAAGAGCUCUGGCUGGCGGAAGAUCCGCAACAUUGUGCAAUGGACGCCCUUCUUUCAGACGUACAAGAAGCAGCGCUAUCCAUGGGUCCAACUGGCCGGGCAUCAGGGCAACUUCAAGGCCGGUCCUGAGCCGGGCACCGUCCUCAAGAAGCUUUGCCCCAAAGAAGAGGAGUGUUUUCAGAUCCUUAUGCAGGACCUGCUCCGGCCCUAUGUGCCCGUCUUUAAGGGUCAGGUGACCAGCGAAGAUGGUGACCCAGUUUACUUGCAGCUCCAGGAUCUGCUGAGCGACUAUGUCCAGCCAUGCGUGAUGGACUGCAAGGUGGGUGUGCGCACCUACCUCGAGGAGGAGCUGUCCAAGGCCAAGGAGAAGCCCAAGCUGCGCAAGGACAUGUACGACAAGAUGAUCCAGAUAGACGCCCAGGCCCCCACACUGGAGGAGCACGCGGCCAAGGCGGUGACCAAGCCCCGGUACAUGGUCUGGCGUGAGACCAUCUCCAGCACGGCUACGCUGGGCUUUCGCAUCGAGGGUAUCAAGAAGAGCGAUGGCACCAGUUCCAAAGAUUUCAAAACGACAAAGUCACGCGAACAAAUCAAGCUGGCCUUCAUGGAGUUCCUCAGCGGCCAUGCCCAGAUUCUGCCGCGUUAUAUUCAGCGUCUGCGCGCCAUCCGCGCCACUCUGGCCGUAUCAGAGUUCUUCCAGACGCACGAGGUGAUCGGUAGCUCCCUCCUGUUUGUCCACGACCAUAACCAUGCCAGCAUCUGGCUGAUCGACUUUGCCAAGACGGUGUCCCUGCCCCCCGAGCUGCACAUCGACCACUAUUCGGCCUGGAAGGUGGGCAACCAUGAGGAUGGCUACCUGAUUGGCAUCAACAAUCUCAUUGAUAUAUUCGUCGAGCUGCAGGCGGCCCUGGAAAAGGACGCAGAACCAUCCAGCAAUGAUGCCUCUGCUACUGCGGAGGAUGGUGCAGCAGGAGGAGCCGAUGAGUAAACCCAAAUUCGUUGGAGCAUCGGAGGUGACGGGGCUGAGCCCCUGAGACAAAUGCAAUCUGAGUUGCACGAAACACAAUUACACGAUUGAAUAUUCCCCCAAAACCUAAGUUUAGGCUAGAAAAUAGUUAUCUUCUACGACAACUAUUUUUUUUGUUUUUUUUUAUAAACUACAUACGUUUAACCCGUUAAAUUUAAAGAAAAAGACUGAAACAGAAUAUACCUAUACGAUAGACCAAGAGCUUGGCCUUGCUGUUCGGUAGAGUAAUUUAUUUAUGAAAGAUUCACAUUCUAAGCCGCGGCAUGGCACCCCCUCGAACCACGAAUACAUGUAGCAAAAAUUUAAAUCAACCAGAAUUAUAAUAUGUACGCAUAAUGUUAAAGCAGUUUAGUUUUAGUGUUAUUAAUGUAACGUUAAUGCGAUUACCUACUAAAUACAUACUAAUUGUGCACUAUUAAAUUCAGUUCGAAUCCGAAUCUUC